Messenger RNA from Galeopterus variegatus (Sunda flying lemur), 1287 nucleotides. Its product is annotated as EF-hand calcium-binding domain-containing protein 5-like. The record is from RefSeq and is a predicted model, not a curated record. The annotation marks the transcript as partial. The transcript has 8 exons. Lineage: Eukaryota; Metazoa; Chordata; Mammalia; Dermoptera; Cynocephalidae.
AUGCACUCUUCCAGUAGUUCCAAGGCUCAAGUUUAUGAUGGGCAGCAAUAUGAACUGCAACUGGCUUCUGAAAGUGAUGCACUGACAUCUAAAGACCUUGCUACUUCCUUUCGCACAUACGAUCAGCAUGCUGUCAUCAAUGUAAUGGAUCACUGUGCUGUUGACUGGGAGGUCAAGAUGCUCAAUAUCUCUGUGGACUAUAUUAUGGUAGAGAGCAAGAGAAUUGAUGUAUCCCUGAGGCAAGACUGUAAAGAUGAUAAUGGUGAUGAUUACUAUGAAUUAAACCUGGAGGGGCAACCAGAAAUCUCAACUGGUUCAGUAAAGGACCCUAAAACUGAAGUCCUAAGGAAUAUUGUGGUUAGAAAACCUGCAAAAGUGAUUUUUGGUAUAGAUAAAACUGAAAUGAAAUCAAAGCCAGAACAACCAUGGAAGAAAAGUCUUUUUGAAAGACUGGAGGCAAGAGCCCAAGCAAUGCAGCAGAAAAUAAUAGAUAAGGAUAAUCUGAAGAAGGAACUAGAAAAAAAGACUGAAAAAAAACUCCCUAGAGAUAAUUUGGCCAAAGAGUGGUUUAAUACUGAAAACAUGACAGUGAAUACUCGUGCAUAUUUGCUUGACAAACUUCUACCCACCAUAGUUCCUGGAGUGGAGAAAAUGUUAACACAGGUGGAAAAUAAGAAGCUUUUGACACAAAUUGAUAUUCCAACCAAGUUUGAUCCAAUUAAUAAUUUGGGGGAAUAUUUAAUGAGAAACAAUACUUAUUAUAUCAAAGACUCAGGAAUGUCUGGUUACCAGAGGGUGAUGAGAGAUGUCACAGAAGAUCUGAAAAUACAUGUUCCCGACACUAUCUGCAACAGAGUAGCCAAGAUGAAGAACAAUGCUGAACAGAAAAGAAAACAAAGAGAAUUCAUAAACCAAGUGAAAGUCAAGGUGGCCAAUGCACGGAAACAGGCUCUGCGGGAGCAAUUCAAUGAGUGGAUUCUAGACCCGAAAGGAAUGAUUCCUGUCGUAGUGAUUCAGAAUGUUCUUUAUGAAUUUUUCCAAAAUCCAGAUUUCAAGCUUGAAUCAUAUUGUGAACAAUUGGAAAUUAUUGACUCAAUGGAACCCAGAUUGGACAAAGAAGAAUUUAUAGAAUACAUCUCUUCACAUAUUGCAGACUUUAAAAGUGAUAUGUUUGAGGAACUCCUUAAGCACCUUUGCCACUGUGCAGAUGAAUUCCGGGAGUUCAUAAAAACUGACAUGCAGAGGCAGAUGUUUGCUGCACUCUUCCUUCAUUGUGACUGUGGGAAG